Molecule: messenger RNA, 8030 nt
Organism: Ooceraea biroi (clonal raider ant)
Lineage: Eukaryota; Metazoa; Arthropoda; Insecta; Hymenoptera; Formicidae
Source: RefSeq, a predicted model, not a curated record
CCUCGCAAAUCCGCCAGCCGUGUAAACGUCUCCGCGAGCACGAGAGACCGUGUCAGCGCGAGUCCUCUUCCGCCAGCACGUCCCAGACAUCGAUCUCGCUUAUCGCCAACUGCGGAAGGAACCGCGGGAUAUGAAGCUACAGGAUUUUUUCCGCAUCCUCGAGAGUCUUUGGACAGAAAGAUGCCCAGCGAAAGCCGUGGAAAUCUUGCAAUUUAACCCGCAUUAAGCGCGAAGCUGUGCAAAAAUGCAGAUGCAGAUGCUGAAGAUCGCGGUAGUCCUGCUGAUCGCAGGAUCGGGCGACGCCAGGCCUCAGGCAAGCGGCGCGGAUGCAGCGACGCAGAUGGAAACAAGCGACGCGGGAUGGAGAAGCGUCCGUGUCUUGAACAAGUCGCACGACAUUGUUCGAGACGAUAGCAGGUAUACGGGAACUUCCGGAAAUAAUAGAAAGUCGUAUAUCACAUCAUAUUUCCGCGGUAAUGUCGAUUUGUCGCGCGAGCGCAACGCGAACGGUUCACGCGCGAGCAGCUCCGCUCGCAACGGGCCGGCGCGAUCGUUCCAGAGCGCGCGUCGUUCCAAGAUCGAAGAUAUCUGGACGAUGCCUGAAUUUAGAGCAGUAGAUGCUCCUCUUGAUCUUCCCAGAUCGAGAUUGACGUCAAGUAGAAUCGCGGGGGUCAGUGUCGUCCGAAACUCAAAUGAGACUAACAGAUCAUCGCUUCGUGAUCUUGAUAGCUCAAACAAGAGACAUUAUGAACAGAUAGCCCUGUCAAACUCUGCUUUAGCAUUGAACGAUAGCUUGAAAAUCAAUCGAAAAAGUCACUCGGAAAUGACGAACGCCGGGGUCUUUGAAAGAUCGAAGUCUGCCGUGACUUGGAAUCAAAAUUUCGGAUCGGUGGUCCCUCCAGUCAAGUUCUCGUUAGCAGAAAAUAAUUUCUCAGCAAAUCAUGAGUCACAUUUAGGCAGGGAAAGCGACGGUAUUUCUUCAGCUUUGAAAGGUCAAUGGAAAUCUGCUUCCGUUAGGCCUAGUUCAAUCUUGAAUGAAAGUAACAAUAACAAUACAUCGCGUUGGAAAAUGAAGCGGCCUUCGAAUGUCUCUUCUUUUCAAGCAAUACGAACAAAUGUCUCGAGCAAUUCCCGACGGAACGUUGCCACCGAUUCGAUCCACGGGAAUCGCAAUACAAUUCGUGGAAGCGCGGAUAGAAUAGGCUCCACCGUGACUCCGUACAAAGAUUUAAAGCCAGCUGUCAUCGGCAAUUCUUCUCGUCGCAUUGAGGAUUCCAUCCGGCGCGACGGUCUGAAUAAUUCAGGAAAACUGGCGACGGAGAGGCCUCGUCCGACCUUGAUCCCGAAUCCGAAAUCGGAGGUCGUCGGCCAAUUCGCGUCCCGCGGAAACAGAGUGACGUCUAAAAGAAACUUAGUCAAACUGCGAUAUCCGUUCUCUUCUUCAACUUCCAAUCGACGGAAUGCCAGUAACAUCUUGAAUGCGAGCAAUCGAGUGAAGUUGAAGAACAACAAUGACCAGUCCGCUAUACUUCAAUGGCAACAGCCGAUGGAAGACUAUUCGACGCGAACAGCUGCGAAGCGGCCCGACCUGAAAGAUCGCGCGACGUUUGAGUUAACGAAGAAUCGUAACUCGUCGCUAGCUCAGAAGUCGCCGAGUCAGAUGACUGAGAGAGUCGACGAUGAAAACAACGAGACAAAAGAUGAAUACAGUGACACGUACUCAAAGAACUGGCCGAACGAGGCGUUUCAGGGCAUUGAGGAUUUGUAUAAUUAUGAGAAGUACACUUCGCCCCUGAAGGACGAGUCGAGUCAUGAAGAGUCCUUGAGCGUUCUUCCUCAUGUUCACUCUGACGACGGCGCACCGAUUUUACCGCUGAACGGUGGUUACGUAAAUCGUCCGGAUCCGGUCCUCGACUCCAGCGUGCAGAAGAUCAUCCAAUGGUUAAAAAUUCCAAUGAUCGUGCCGAACGACACGCGUCUCGCGGACGACGAUGAUAAAGUUCGUAAGCCGAUCGAGUCGGUACUGGAAUCCAUUUACGAGAAUUUAGAUCCUAAUCGUCCGCUGGGCAGCAAUCACGAUGGCAAUUACGAUACUGAGGUUGUUCUUCAAGAAGCGCCGCAAAGUCAGAAUGUCGAUGAUAUGGGUUAUUACAAAGACUAUGCGACUCAAUGGCCGAGUCCGAGCUCGGUGCACUCUCAGUACACGACGGACUUCACGGAUCCUUCUUUGAGCACUUUAACUCCUUUAGCCUGGACCGAGAUCAAUAACGCGUUGUUGAGAAACAAGACCGUUUUUAAGCCUGUAACGCACGUGACACAAAAUACAGUAGUGCACAUACUAAACAACGGCCUGAAAAAGCCGAAUGUGACGGUGACACAGUUGAAAACACCCGAAGGGACCAGCGAUCAGGCGAACGUCUCUUCAGGAUCCUCCGCGGAGUCUCCGCCAAGACCCAACGUGCACAUAAUGUUCACUUCGCAGAAAGAUGAGGAGGGUGAGGUGCCUACGAAGCAGGAGACCGAGAGUUUCCCCUCAUCAUCGACAUUUGGCACGAACUGUCCGACAAUCAUGAUCAACACUUAUACCCGUGUAAACAACACGAUCCAGAGCAAAGAGGGCUGCAAUGACCUCAAUAUAGUCGUCAAUUCCCACGUGCUGAACACGAACGUGUUCAAGCCGAGCGGAGCGCCAACUGCCGAACCAGAUCAGCCAACCCCGUCAGUGACGGGAGACUUCAACGAUGCGGACGGAAGCGACAAGUACGCGGGCGAUGAUCUCUUUCAACAAGAUUCCUCGAUCAAUCGCGUAACCGCGUCAGCUGGCACGUAUAGUCCAGUUCCGUUAGUGACACAACAAUCGGAUGGUCUCAGCGAGGAGAAUUACGACUCUCAGAAGGACCCACUUGGGAUCCAAGACGCAGGGGAGUCUGUCUCCACUGUUGAGGUGUUUCAGGGUACCCAGAUCAGCGUGAUCAGCUCGGGUGCGCCAUUGACGGAUUCUGUAGCUACCGCGGAACCACCUGAUGCUUCAGGAUCAUCCAUUGAUGGUCCCAGUGUGGGCGAUGAAUCACCGAUCGCUGACGGGGCUUCAGGGGCGUCCGCGGCUCAGGUCCCAUCUUUGCACACCGCUGGAACCGUGAUGGGUCAGUCGAACAACGCCCUGGGUACCCUGCAGCUGCCAGCCCGGCCGAAUCUCUCCAUCAGGCCCGGCCUGGCGAGUGCGAUCGGCUCGCCCUCGUCGCCUCCCGCUUCUUCAGGGUCGUCGUCUGUGCAGAGCGACGAUGAUGAUGACGAUGACUAUGACAUGUCGCCGGGCGGCGUGUUGCAAUCGAUAGCCUCGAUUUUCACGUACUUCAGCUUCAUGAAUCCGGUGGGUUACAGCUUCUUCAGCCUUGCCGCGGCGCCGUUUGCCGCGAUGGCGGCCGGCGUGCUCGGCGUCGCAGCGGUCGUAUUUCCAUGGGCACUUCCGAAUGUUUUGGAUCUCGGUCGCGCCGCCGACAGCGUGACCGUCCGCUUCAGGCCGAGCCUCGAAGAAUUCGUCAGGCAAGCGGUGCACAAGUAUGCUCGCCUGAACGAAUGGAAAAGCAAGCGUAGGAAGCGCAGGAGAUGUGGCCAGUCGAAUGACACUCACCGUGACUUGAAGGACCUGCAGUACAUGGACCAGUCCCUAAGAACUGUCGCCACUCAGCUGCUCAACGUUACUGGUCCGCAGGACGUCGUCAAAGUCUCCACCAGCAUUAAACCGGAACACGAUUUGGCGUCCAAGUCCCCGGAGAAGCCGAACGAUGCCGGAGCCUUGAUAAGAGAGGUCAACUCGGAAAUUAGCAACCUCGAGUCGAUGGGCGUGAGUUUUGGCCGACCGAUAAACUCCAAGUUCGGCUAUUUCGAAAGCAGCCAUCCUGGCCAAGCGAUGGCGAUCACGGAAGAGGAGCUCGAGCGUGAGAUGAGCACGACUCGGCUGAUAACAGCCUACAAGAACCACCCGACUACCACAGGCGGCAUCUCUACAUGGAUCCUGCUGAACCCGCCGUCCACGACUGUGAAGAGUGCAGAGGUCGAUAGAACGAAGCUGAAGCAACCGUUUCAGACGGAGGUGAAGCUGACGGUGAGACCGAGCUCAUCAGGCACGGUCGACAGGGUGACGGAGACAAUCGCGCAGGAUGAGACAAUCGCAGAGAAGACCACCAUGCCGCAAAUGACCCCCGUUAUUACCACGGAAAAAGUAAGCACGAUCACGAAGAAGUCUACGGCAACCACACUGAAGAAGAUCGUGACUACCGCGCGCCCCGAAAGGGUUACUCAGGAUCCGGAGAGGGUGGAAACAACUCCGAGCGCGACAACGUUGAAGAUAGUUCGUGUUACGACUGUCAACACCUCUCCGAGCGACGUAGCGACCUCUUCUUCCUCAACAACCGCCGCGACGACGAAGAAGAACCAAGGAACACGGACUACGUCCAAGCCGAAGGUCACCACGGCUAGAACGGCGAAGCCAGGAACGAUGAAACCGACACGACCGGGUCAGCAGGGCAGGCCAAAGCCGACUGCGACGAGGAGGACCACGGUGAAACUGGAAACGACCAAGAACGAGACCGCAUCGACCGGCAAGAUCGAAAAGGUGACCUUCAAGCCAGUCCAGAUCAUCACGACGACGCAGAAGAAGCAGGACAAUACUGAAAGACCGAUGUUCGUCACCAAAAUAAAGGCCUCUGUGCUGAUGGAUACACAGAAGGUUACAACUACCCCGGCAAUCACGACCAUCCCGACCAGUCCCGUUACCACAUUCAAGUCGAACAUGGCCGGUGCGGACCUCGUGGAGGUGCCAGUGAGGUCGAAGCCGAUCGGCACGAAGGUGAACAACAUACUGAAGGUGCAGCUGAAAAAGCCCGCAGAGGAUAGCACGCAAAUCGAAGUGGAACCGAUCAAGGUGAAUGCGCCGGUGCUGAAGAUCCAGAAAGUCGAUCGUGACAAGAUGGACGAGAUCGUGAAUAAAGAUACCGAUGAGCUAAGCAACUCUAGAAUAGACCUCAAGUUCGACUUUAAUCCUGAACUGACGAAGAUCAACGUGGAGACGCAGACGGAGGCGACGUCGACGACGACGCCGACGGCAACAGCAUCGAGCACGACGAAGCGACCACGCCACAACUCGAAGAGGAAGAAAAACAAGGUACGCAGACGUAAGCCGUCCCGUACGACGACAACCGCGACGACGCCAAGUACGACGACAGUCGUGACGUUGAUAGAGGCAAAUGACGAAAGCGCGAUCGAGAUCGCCACGGUCGACAAUGCGAUCCAGGAGUCGAAGAUCGCGCCUGAGACCAAGAUCGCCCCGAGCACGAUCAAACUCAAGAAGAAGCAGCCGCCCAAGGCGAUCAGCACGCAGAUCUACAACUUCCUGAGCCGCGAAGUGAUGCCCAGCUUCGGCGUCAUGUCUCUGGUCGGCCUGGGUCUCGGCUUGGCCUCGUACUUCCUGUAUCCGUUCGGCGGCACGAUCGCGAGACGCAACUACGAGACCGAACCGAAUUACAAGUACAACCUGGAGGAGUACGGUGGCAAUUAUGGACAGAGCGAGGAAGAGGUAUUGUCCAAGGUGCUUCAGGGUAUGACGAGUCACGACGGCAAGUAUCAGUCAGCGAAGGACCAUGGCGGUGACUACUAUCGCUAUCAGCACUACGACGGCGCCUACGAUGCACACACCACGAAGAGGAUCGAUGCUCGUUAUCCGUCAACCUCGCCGAUUUACAGACCAGCGGAGAACACGCUGCCGACGGUCAAGUACCGGAAUACAGACUUCCGGUAUCCGGAAGCGCAUACCACGCCGGUCCACUAUGAUCGCAAGCACCUGGGAGAUCAUGGAUCGGAAUCCGCGGGAUCGGCGAAUCGGCAGUUCGUGGUCGGUAACGUGCCGAAGGAAUACCCGUACGAGGUGAAGACGAUCGGUGUAGAAAGCAGCAAGAAAGGCGUCGUAGGCUACGCGUCAACGGAGGUUGCCGGACAGACGCAAUUCGAGCGAGACAUCGCGCAGGGCUUCAACUUCCCGCCGAAUUCAGCUAAUGUGCACAACGCGUACGGACAUCUGGGGGCAUCAACCGUCAGCAGACCGGAUGACGGCUACGAGGAGAUCGAGAUAACGCCGACGGCGGUGGCGGUGGAGCAUGGACCACGAUCCUUGAAAGUCAAACGGGCCGCAAUCGUUGAUAAAAGUAAUCAGCGGCACUCGCGAUUCAAGAGGGAGUCAGUGAUACAGGUGAUACCAUCGAAGCGCGAGCUGGAGGAGGAACGCGAGGAGAUGGAGAAGGAGGAGGACUUGAGCAACGAGAUUCUAGACAUCAUCGAUUCGGCACUGCCAGGUGGAGAGGAGCAGAAGAAGAAGACCAAUGGUGAAAAUAACGAGGUGGAAGAUCUCGAUGGACAGAGGAAGAGACACCAGGAGGAGACCAACACGCGCGUCAAGGAGUCCACCACGAAAACCUUCACUACAAUGAGCAGUAACACGGAGGAAACAACGCGCGUCCCUGAGAAUACAGAUUCCACCUCCAAGACGGCCGAGAAGGCGAACGACGAUGGCGUGACUUCUACUUCAUCUCCUUCCGACGCGGAGAUGCAUUCAACGUCAAGCCCGAAGGACUCCGAGGCAACCACCGUCGAGUGGUUCGAGAGCUCGACCACGAAGAAACCCACGGAGGGUUUCAGCCUGUUCAAUUUCGUGAAAAAGGUGGCCGAGAUCAAGUUCAGGCUGGGUUUGACGAUCCUGAAACACGCCAGCGAGGGCUUCGCGCGAUAUCUGGGCCAUGUGCAAAAACGGAUUAACGGCGAGGAAUGAGAACGAGUGGGGCAUGGUGUGCACCGCGAACACGAGCGAACGACGGAUCGCCAUCAAAUUAUCGAACUUGAGCGAUGAGGGAGGUGUCGGGACGCCUCGUGUCCGCCUCCGCGUCACGUUCACAUCGGGAUCACGAUAGACGUUGCGAGCGGAGCGAUUCGUGCUUCAGGAUCAUAUUCUAAAGCGUGCGGAUUGAUCUUGAAGCUCGUUUUGUCUGAAGGAUAUUUAUAUUCGAAAUUUAAUAGAUUCGAUAUCCGAAAACCUGAAAAUAAAGACGAAUAAUAGGGCGAUGAAGGAUUCGCCGCUCGUUGUUUCCGCUCGAGCUGUACGAGUUAUUUGAGCGACUUACUCGGAUCUCUCGAGCAAAGCUCAAUUACGACGCAACGACGCUCGCAAUCCCGAGAAGUGCGGCGACCUCGUAACGGUAGAGUAAAUCGGGGGAGACGCGAGGGACUCCCCCUGAUCCUCGUCGAUCCGAGUUGACUCGCGAGGCUUCGCGAUUUCACGGUCGGUCAUUUUUGUUCGUCCGCUCUUGCUGCUCGUCCUUUCACUUAGAAAGCUAAAACGAUGAAGAGAAGCGCGAACUACUGUUACGAUGUCGCGACGCGGACGCGCGGUGUUCUCCUCUUCAAGGUAUCGCCGUGAAAUGCGCGACGGGAUCCUCCCGCAGGAUUCCCUCGGCCGCUGCUCGACGCGCGAGGAAUCGACGAUCGACGACCAUGAAGACGCAAUCAGUCUGAAAGAUUUUUACGACGGACGUUCGACUAAACGUGACAAUGAGGCUUAUAACAAACGUUGGUCUUCGGGUCCUCGCGCGGAACACACCUUCGAGAUGGCGAGGUGCUCUUCGUGGCGUUGAGGAGUAAACUUCUUCGAAACCAGGACGACCGAGAUAGCGUGGGAUUGGUGGAGGGGUUCUGAAAGAUUUCCGGGAUCGAUCAGGCUUUUAUUGAUGGUCGCUUAAUCUCUCUACAAUCAUUCUAUGAUGCUCCCUCCCUCCCUCUCUCCGUCACCCUCUCGCUGGAGGGCGAGCGAGGACGCAGACGGAGGAGCCGAUUGCGCUGGGCAACCUAUUACUCUGUAAAGUACGCUAUAUAAUUAAACGACAAAACGUUAAGAACAAACGAAUAAAUAAAUAAAUAAGUAUGCAACAAAAUCUAUGUAAUACCCUGAUAUGCGUUAUGUAAAUAAAUAUUGCAAAUAUUGCGAA